Chionomys nivalis (European snow vole) is the source of this 1480-nucleotide messenger RNA. RefSeq names its product heparan sulfate glucosamine 3-O-sulfotransferase 3A1. The record is from RefSeq and is a predicted model, not a curated record. Gene Ontology annotation, molecular function: [heparan sulfate]-glucosamine 3-sulfotransferase activity. The coding region runs from base 287 to 1468 and encodes 393 amino acids. The transcript has 2 exons. Lineage: Eukaryota; Metazoa; Chordata; Mammalia; Rodentia; Cricetidae.
CCAACUAGGCUCAGGACACGAGCACAUUUCAGACCCGAGACGAUGGUUUCUUAAGCACGGCCCCGAAUCCCUUCCUGCCCCUUCGUCCGGAGCCCGGGACCCCGAGAAGGGCUCGCGGGCGGCUUCUGGUCCCCGCUCCAGCUCUGGCCGCCGCUCCGCGGGGCACCUCUCCCGCAGACAAGGGCGCUCGGGCGAUGUGGCCUCAGGGCAGCGAGCGGGAUGGCAGGGCUCCUGGUGCAGUCCCGGCCUAGCAUGGCCCGCCCGUCGUCAGUCGCCUGCGGCUAGGAUGGCCCCCUCGGGCCCCGCCGGUGCCCAGCCAGGCCCGGCUGAGCCACUGUCGCGCAGCAUCUUCAGGAAGUUCUUGCUGAUGCUCUGCUCGCUACUCACUUCCCUCUAUGUCUUCUACUGCCUGGCCGAGCGCUGCCAGCCCGGGUCAGGCCCCGUCGCGGGGGUCCCAGGGAGCGGCGUCUCUGCAGGACCGAGGGAGCUGGCGGCGUGGCCGGCGGGGGCGCAAAGGAAGCGCCUCCUGCAGCUGCGGCAACGGCGGAGACGCGGGCGGCCCGGGCCAGGAGACAGCGGCGACCAGGUUGAGCAGAGCCCUGGGCUGACCGCGGCUCCAGGAGGCUCCGGGGCGGGAAGCAGCGUGGCGGAGGCUCAGUCCGGGACCCUGGCCCUACUCCUGGACGAGGGUAGCAAGCAGCUGCCGCAGGCCAUCAUCAUCGGCGUGAAGAAGGGCGGCACGAGGGCGCUGCUGGAGUUCCUGCGCGUGCACCCCGACGUGCGCGCCGUGGGCGCCGAGCCUCACUUCUUCGACCGCAGCUACCACAAGGGCCUCGCCUGGUACCGGGACCUGAUGCCCAGAACCCUGGAGGGACAGAUCACCAUGGAGAAGACGCCUAGCUACUUCGUGACCCGGGAGGCACCAGCGCGCAUCUCGGCAAUGUCCAAGGACACCAAGCUCAUUGUGGUGGUGCGCGACCCGGUGACCAGGGCCAUCUCGGACUACACGCAGACGCUGUCCAAGCGGCCGGACAUCCCCAGCUUCGAGAGCCUGACUUUCCGCAACCGCAGCGCGGGCCUCAUCGACACGUCCUGGAGCGCCAUCCAGAUCGGCCUGUAUGCCAAGCAUCUGGAGCCCUGGCUGCGCCACUUCCCGCUGGGCCAGAUGCUCUUCGUGAGCGGGGAGCGGCUGGUCAGCGACCCAGCUGGGGAGCUGCGUCGCGUGCAGGAUUUCCUGGGCCUCAAGCGCAUCAUCACCGACAAGCACUUCUACUUCAACCAGACCAAGGGCUUCCCGUGCCUCAAGAAGGCGGAGGGUAGUGGCAAGCCGCACUGCCUGGGCAAGACCAAGGGUCGUGCGCACCCCGCCAUUGCGCGCGAGGUGCUGCGGCAGCUGCGUGACUUUUACAGGCCCUUCAACCGCAAGUUCUACCAGAUGACCGGCCGCGACUUCGGCUGGGAUGGAUAGCAGAUAUAAUUU